CGGGAGCUUAAUCGUGUUUUUCCGGGACGUAAUCGUCGUUGAAAAUGGCUUCUUUGGACAGAGUCAAAGUGUUAGUUUUGGGAGAUUCAGGUGUGGGGAAGUCCUCGCUGGUCCAUCUGCUGUGUCAGAAUCAGGUGUUAGGAAAUCCAUCAUGGACUGUAGGCUGCUCUGUGGACGUACGGGUCCAUGACUACAAGGAGGGUACCCCAGAGGAGAAGACCUUCUACAUUGAACUCUGGGAUGUCGGGGGGUCUGUUGGCAGUGCAAGUAGUGUCAAAAGCACCAGAGCAGUUUUCUAUAAUUCAGUAAAUGGUAUUAUAUUGGUACAUGACUUGACAAACAAGAAAUCAUCCCAGAAUCUUUACCGUUGGUCACUUGAAGCCUUAAACAAAGACUCUUCUCCAACAGGCGUCAUAGUCUCAAAUGGUGACUAUGACAGAGAGCAGUUUGCUGAGAACGCAGUACCCUUGCUGCUGAUUGGCACCAAGUUUGACCAGAUUCCAGACAACAAACGCAAUGAUGUCCUCACACGCACAGCAUUCCUAUCUGAAGAUUUUAACGCGGAGGAGAUCAACCUGGACUGCACCAACCCGAGGUAUCUUGCUGCGGGUACGUCAAAUGCAGUGAAGCUGAGCCGGUUCUUUGACAAGGUCAUUGAGAAGAGAUACACAAGAGAUGCAAGCCAGAUUGCAGGUUUCACCGACAGGAAGCGAUUCAAUUUCAAAAGCUUGCACUAUGACUGACAGACCAUCUCUACUACUGCAGUGGUCUGUGGUCUGAGCUGGAGCACAGGGUCGCCACAACGGAUUUGAUGGUUUCCAUCGGUACCCUGUGAGGGCACAGCACUGAUGGCAGUCAUUGUUAACCCGGGCCUUGACCGAUCCGGUAUGGUCUUGUCAAUCCACAUAAUGAUUUGGCAAAAUUUUACAUUGGAUGCCCUUCCUGACACAUCCACUAACCCUAUGGACGGGGACCCAGGUAAAGCGCCGGAUGCCAUCCCAGUAUUCAUGGACUUGCGCCCAUGUCUGUCGCCAUAGAAAGAUUAGAUAAUAUAAUACAUAAACUAUAUUAUAAG
This is a messenger RNA of Lampris incognitus (smalleye Pacific opah), 1075 nucleotides long. RefSeq names its product RAB, member of RAS oncogene family-like 3 (gene rabl3). Bases 45 to 743 code for a protein of 232 amino acids. Gene Ontology annotation, cellular component: endomembrane system. NCBI's taxonomy places the organism in Eukaryota, Metazoa, Chordata, Actinopteri, Lampriformes, Lampridae. Gene Ontology annotation, molecular function: GTPase activity. Gene Ontology annotation, biological process: intracellular protein transport. The record is from RefSeq and is a predicted model, not a curated record. The transcript is spliced from 9 exons.